Messenger RNA from Racocetra fulgida, 135 nucleotides. NCBI's taxonomy places the organism in Eukaryota, Fungi, Glomeromycota, Glomeromycetes, Diversisporales, Gigasporaceae. The record is from the annotation of a GenBank genome assembly.
AAUUUCAAAAUUUAGUAAAAUUAACUGACUUGAUGAAAGAUGAAUUAGUUAAUGUUAAUGCUAAUUCACUUCAAAAACCAACUUUAAAAAAAGACAACCACCAUUUGGUUCGAUCUAAUUCAGCACAGUUUGAAG